Messenger RNA from Lagenorhynchus albirostris (white-beaked dolphin), 768 nucleotides. RefSeq names its product interferon induced protein 44 (gene IFI44). Lineage: Eukaryota; Metazoa; Chordata; Mammalia; Artiodactyla; Delphinidae. The record is from RefSeq and is a predicted model, not a curated record.
AUGACUCCAGUGAGACACCGCUGUCUGAGCAACUUUCCCCAGCACCCCAGAGAGAAGCCACUGAUCUCAGCAGAACCUUCAGUGUCCCAACUGUGGCGGUUCCAUAAAUCAGAGAGAGCAGUUGAAGCCUCGUCCAACUCUGAAAAACCGGAGAACUUAUUGUCUGCUAUAAGAACUUCCGAACCAUAUGGAGGCCUGGUUCACAAAAUGCGAAUUCUGCUUUUGGGCCCAAUUGGAGCCGGGAAGUCUAGCUUUUUCAACUCAGUGAAGUCUGUUUUCCGAGGCUGUGUAACAAACCAGGCCUUGGUGGGGUCUAAGACAACCGGGGUAUCUGAAAAGAUGAGUCUGUUCUAGUACAGAACAUAUUUCAUUAAGGAUGGGAAGGAUGGCAACACCCGGCCAUUUAUUCUGUGUGACUCAAUGGGGCUGAGUGAGAAAGAAGAAGGGCUGUGCAUGGAUGACAUACCCUAUAUCUUAGAAGGCUGAAUUCCUGACAGAUACCAGCUAGAGGCAGUUCACAGAGAACUUGGAUGUUCUUCUGACAUCUUUGUGGUUAGUAAUUAUACGUCAGAGUGGGAGCUGGAGCCUGUCAUGGACGUUCUGAACCUCUCUGCAUUGAGACAGAUGCUGUGGGCUGCAGAUGACUUCUUAGAGGAUUUGCCUCUUGAGGAAACAAGUAGAUGUUUUUGAGGUGUAGAAGCUUGAAGGUGUCAGCUACAUGGCUACUUCCGGUUUGGGUACAUCCUAGAGGAUCUAUACUACUUCCCA